AUGGAGUUGGGAAAUGGCACAAGAAUAAACGAAUUUAUAUUUCUGGGACUUACUCAGUCCCAAGACCUGAGCUUGGUCUUAUUUCUUUUUUUAUGUUUGGUAUAUUUGACAACUGUGCUGGGAAACCUUCUCAUUAUGGUCACCGUGACCUGUGAAUCUCGCCUUCACACCCCCAUGUACUUCCUGCUCCGAAAUCUAGCUGUCCUUGACAUCUGCUUCUCCUCCAUUACUGCUCCUAAAGUCUUGGUGGACCUUAUGUCAAAGAAAAAGACCAUCUCCUAUACAAACUGCAUGGUGCAGGUGUUUCUAUUCCACCUCCUGGGCGGGGCAGACAUUUUCUCUCUCUCUGUGAUGGCGUUUGACCGUUACAUGGCCAUCUCCAAGCCCCUGCACUAUGUGACCAUCAUGAGCAUCAGACGAUGCACUGCCCUCAUCGCAGCCUCUUGGGUGGCAGGCUUUGUCCAUUCCAUUGUGCAGAUCUCCCUGUUGCUCCCACUCCCCUUCUGUGGACCCAAUGUCCUUGACACUUUCUACUGCGAUGUCCCCCAGGUCCUCAAACUUGCCUGCACUGACACCUUCACCCUUGAGCUUUUGAUGAUUUCGAACAAUGGCCUGGUCACCACCCUUUGGUUUAUCUUCUUGCUUGUGUCCUACACAGUAAUCCUAAUGAUUCUGAGGUCUCAAGCAGGAGAUGGCAGGAGGAAAGCCAUCUCCACCUGCACCUCCCACAUCACUGUGGUGACCCUGCACUUUGUGCCCUGCAUCUAUGUCUAUGCCCGGCCCUUCACUGCCCUCCCCACUGAUAAGGCCAUCUCUGUCACCUUCACUGUCAUCUCCCCUCUGCUGAAUCCCCUGAUCUAUACCCUGAGGAACCACGAGAUGAAGUCAGCCAUGAGAAGACUGAAAAGAAGACUUUUUCCUGCUGAAAGGGAAUAA
Messenger RNA from Lepus europaeus (European hare), 936 nucleotides. RefSeq names its product olfactory receptor 4D11. The record is from RefSeq and is a predicted model, not a curated record. Bases 1 to 936 code for a protein of 311 amino acids. Lineage: Eukaryota; Metazoa; Chordata; Mammalia; Lagomorpha; Leporidae. Gene Ontology annotation, molecular function: olfactory receptor activity; G protein-coupled receptor activity. The transcript has a single exon. Gene Ontology annotation, cellular component: membrane. Gene Ontology annotation, biological process: G protein-coupled receptor signaling pathway.